AUGUGUCUUGCACAAGAUAAGAAAACUAGCACUUUCUUUACAAAUGAACUUGUCAAGCACCUUCCCCAUCUUUCAAAGCUGACCAUCCUGGCUGCUUCAAUGUUCCAACUUUUGAAUUAUAUUAUAAAAGACCGUCCAGACAGCCUCAAACAACAUCCACAACAACAUUUCUCAUCUUCACAUAGGCUAACUAACAACUUAACAAUAACAAUUUCAGCCCCUUAUUACACAAGGGAUCACAGAAUUCUACUACCUCUUCAUCUAUACUUGCACAAAUCUGCAGUCAUGGUUCUUAGAGGAAUUGACUUCGUUAUUUCAGAGGGGGGGGCAUCUCAGAGUGCUGGCAACUCAAAUUCUCCCUUAUUUGGUUCGGUAGAACUUUCCUUGUACUACACAUGGUUCUACAAAAUCCAGAGUUUUUUCUUUAGUUUCUGGUUUUUCCUUCUGUGCCAACUUCAUUCUAAUUACUCAAAGGUGAGCGAAGAAGAGCAGGUAUCAAAGCAUGAGUUUAACCUCCAAGAGAAUGAAUCAAAGGGAAGCAUAGAUAGCGAGAAUUAUCUUGUGAGGGAUGAGGUUAAAAUGAUGAUGGCAAAACUUGGAUUUUUUUGCAGCUCAGAAAGUGAGGAACUUCAGGAAAAGUAUGGUUCCAAGGAGCUUUCUGAACUGUUUGAGGAGCAGGAGCCAAGUCUGGAGGAGGUGAAACAGGCUUUUGAUGUUUUUGAUGAGAACAAAGAUGGGUUUAUUGAUGCUAAGGAGUUGCAGAGAGUUUUGUGUAUUUUGGGAUUGAAGGAAGCAGCAAAACUUGAGAACUGCCACAAGAUGAUCAGGAUCUUUGAUACAAAUCAAGAUGGAAGAAUUGAUUUCAUUGAAUUUGUAAAAAUUAUGGAAAAUCGCUUCUGCUGA
Molecule: messenger RNA, 903 nt
Organism: Sphenostylis stenocarpa
Lineage: Eukaryota; Viridiplantae; Streptophyta; Magnoliopsida; Fabales; Fabaceae
Source: the annotation of a GenBank genome assembly